AUGUGUCAUCUACCUGUGGCUGUUGAACAUCGGGCAUUUUGGGCAGUUAAACAGUGCAAUUUAAACACGGAUAGAGCUGGAAAGGAAAGGAGACUCCAACUUCAGGAGUUGGAGGAAAUCCGUUUGGACGCCUAUGACAAUGCCCGACUAUACAAAGAGCGCACGAAAUCUUUCCAUGAUCAAUUAGUGCGCAUUAAGCAUUUCUCUAUAGGGCAGAAGGUGCUUCUAUUUAACUCACGGUUGAAAUUUAUGCCAGAUAAGUUGCGGUCCCGGUGGAUUGGACCGUAUGUUGUUGUCAACAUGUUUCCGAAUGGUGCGGUUGAGAUUAGGAGUCUAGAGACUGACAAGAGUUUUAAGGUGAAUAGCCAUCGUCUCAAGCCAUUUUUGGAUAAUUCAGAAAUUGGUACUGUGGAAGAAGUCCAUCUACUCGACCCAGUUCUAAUUAAGUGUUGA
Molecule: messenger RNA, 453 nt
Organism: Coffea eugenioides
Lineage: Eukaryota; Viridiplantae; Streptophyta; Magnoliopsida; Gentianales; Rubiaceae
Exons: 1
Coding region: 1-453 (150 amino acids)
Source: RefSeq, a predicted model, not a curated record